Molecule: messenger RNA, 1434 nt
Organism: Ooceraea biroi (clonal raider ant)
Lineage: Eukaryota; Metazoa; Arthropoda; Insecta; Hymenoptera; Formicidae
Product: tetraspanin-7
Cellular component (GO): plasma membrane
Source: RefSeq, a predicted model, not a curated record
ACGUAAGUGCUAUUCGCAAUCCUGUCGCGAAUCGAUCGCGCAAGGUCCGUUCGCAACCCAAGUGAGACCUAGUAAUGCAUAACAAUCCAUAACCCGCACGGUUUCCAUUUUAUCAGUGAAGUAAGAAAUAAAUAUCAAAAUGAGCAAACGUCUAGAAACUGUGGCCACAAUGACUUGUAUGAAGACCUUACUGAUGCUCUUCAAUUUUAUCUUUUGGAUAGGACAGGACGUUUUAAUGUGAUUCGGGCACGCCAAGUACUUCAAUGUCGUCAUGCGAUAAGAGAGGAUCUGGUAUGUUGAUGCUAUGUAUCGGUAUAUGGAUGCGCCUACAACUGCGAGAUUACAUGAACAUGGGUGUACAGGAUAGCGGAACAGCUCUGUUAGCACUUGCAAGCUUAGGUGCUGUGUUAGCACUUGCUGCAACGCUCGCCUGUUGCUGCACUGCACGUGGUCAUCCAGCUCUAUUAUAUCUGUAUGGUGCGUUCUUAGCCGUCGUGGCAUUAUUAGAACUUGGCGCAGGUGCAUCGGUUUAUGCUUAUCGUACGAACUUGAACGAGGGUUUUGAUCAAGGUCUGAACGAGAGUAUGAUAGCAUAUGGACAAGAACAUUCCAUAAGUAAUCACAUCGAUACUAUGCAAUCGACACUACAUUGUUGCGGUAAUCGUGGAUAUACUGACUGGUUUAACAUAUAUCCACCAAAAGACAUUCCACUAUCUUGUUGUAAAGUGCCACAGGAUGAAUGUAAGACAAACGACAUAGAACAAAUUUAUACUGAGGGAUGCUACAAUCGCGUUGUGGAUUUCAUAAACAGCAACAUCGGUCUGGUGGCUGGCACGGCAAUUGGUGUAGCCUUUUUUCCAUUGGUCGGUAUCUUCCUGGCAUGUUGCCUAGCCAGCAAUAUCAACAAGACUGAAUACGAACAGGUUGCUUAAGCAUGGUAUUUGCAUAAGCAACAAUACAGUUCUAUCAAAACAUACGAUUACGUCACUAGCGACGGUAGUAAAUGUAUAUGAUUUAACAGGAAAAUGAUCUUCGAUUAAACAAAUGUGCAUUUGUGUCACUUCGACUUGUUAAAUCCAAAACUUUGAUGCGAAAAAUAGGUAAAAAGUUUAUAGCUUGUAAGUCUAUUUACUUUAAAAUACAGAAUUGUAUCUAAAACAGACUUUUUAUAAAUUAUAGUUUCAUAUUAUAAUUGCUUUGUCUUUUGUAAUUCUUUACGUAAACAUUUGAUUAAUUACUGAUUACUUAUUAUUAUUUUAGUUAUAAAUUAUAUCUAUUAAUGAAUUUUAAUAUUGUUGUAUUAAAAUAGGUUUAUUUAUGUUAAUGGUUUCGAGAUAUGUGCAAUAUCUCUUUCAUUUGAAUGUGAAGAUUUCAAUCAUACAUGUAGACAUUUUUAAACAUUUAUCAUAUUAAAUACAUACCAAUUAAAAGUUU